AUGUCUUUGAAGAAAUUAACUAGUAUUGCAAGAAAUCGUUUGUGUUUGCCCUUGGAUGCAGAACUUACAAUAGUUUUAGAACAAGAUGGCACAGAAGUAGAUGACGAAGAAUAUUUUGCAACAUUGGAAAGAAACACUAGUCUAAUGAUUUUACAUGGAGAUCAAAAAUGGGUAGCUGCUGGCAGUAGUAAGGCUGCUUCUCGGUACAUCGUUGUCGAUGAUGUAGAUAACAUAGAGAGUGAUUCAAGGGGAGGUGAACUCAGAAGGUGUCGGCCACCAAUAGAACCAUUGGUCUCCUCAUUGCAUGGCGAUCCAUCUCACAUAUCACUGCUUGGUGGGAGUGAUUUAGAAUUGCUUAGUGAUAUGGAUCCAGACAGCUUAGCUGACAUAGUACCCGACAGAAUUUUCUUGGAGCAAUUGAAAGAAGCCUCAGGUAGAUUUUUGGCUGAAAAACGGCAAGCACAGGAGUCUAUGGCUCUUCUUCAGAUGUAUGCAAGUGGCGGGGAGAUGGAGCGAGCGUAGGCCAUGUGGGGGGUGGGCGCCCUCACAUUGGCUAACAUGUAUCGAGUACGACGUCGCAUAUUUUACAAAGGUCGUCAACUACAACAAACUUUAAUCCUUUACUGGA
Molecule: messenger RNA, 628 nt
Organism: Dufourea novaeangliae
Lineage: Eukaryota; Metazoa; Arthropoda; Insecta; Hymenoptera; Halictidae
Product: DNA fragmentation factor subunit alpha-like
Exons: 4
Coding region: 1-522 (173 amino acids)
Biological process (GO): apoptotic process; regulation of apoptotic process
Source: RefSeq, a predicted model, not a curated record